AGAGAGAAAAAGAGAGACGAAACAGAGCAGACCAGUAGACCACAACAACAUUUUUUUCCGGCAUAUGCCCAUUCCUGAAAAAGCAUGAGAGAGAUAGAGGUUGCGAUAUCGUUUAAACUUGAAAAAAGUAGUCAUUUCUUCGUGUGAAUUCGAAAAUUUGUGAAAGAUGAGUGAUAAUUUGUGAUACGAUAAUAAGCAGCUUUUGGUUUACACGAAAAUAUAUUAAUUUUGCAAUAAACUCUACGAUUUUGUACUUUUGUGGUUAUAAAACGACAGAGACUCUUAGUCUAGAUCCUUCCACAUAAUUCGAAAGUUCUUUUCAACUUUAAAACUUUGGAUUAAAACGGAUUUUUACCCGUGAAUUAAAGUUCUAGUAUACUGAUUUACUUUAUUAAAAGUGAGGGUCAAGUAAAUUUAUAGCUGGGAAUUUGUUUAAAAUGGAGCAUCAAUGUCAGUGUGGUCAUACGCAUAAUGAGGCAGAAUUAGGUGUUCAAUAUAAUCUGUAUCAAAAGAUAGAUUUGCAAAAUGUGGAAUGUCUCAAUGAAGCCGAAGAAGGAAGCGGGAUUAAGGUUUUCAAACCCUGGGAAGAACGCCUGAGUGGAUCAGCUUAUGUAGAGAGUGACGUGGACGAUGAGCUUCUGUUCAACAUACCGUUCACUGGAAACGUGAAGUUGAAAGGCAUCAUCAUAAUUGGAGGACCUGACAAUACACAUCCGGAUUCAGUGAAAUUGUUCAAAAAUCGGCCAGGUAUGACUUUCGAUGAAACAACAACCGAAGUCGAUCAGGAAAUCCAGUUAGUUCGAGACCAGUAUGGAGUUCACGAAUAUCCAAUCAAAGUGGUGAAAUUCUCAUCGGUACAACAUCUAACCCUUCACUUCAGCGGUACGGCUGGCUCGGAGAAAACUCGCAUUGACUACAUUGGCCUCAAAGGAGAAUGGAGUCCUGCUCCCCGCCAGGGUGUAGUUAUCGCAACUUACGAAUUACGCCCUCAGGCUAGUGAUCAUCCACAGGACAAUGACCAUUUCACCAGGGAAAUUCAAUAAUCAAUUUCGACUGCUAACUGCUAUUCUCUGCUCGUCGGAAAUCGGGAAAAGUUUAUUUUUUACUUUCGCAUUUAAUUAAUAUUACACUCCAGGUGAAAACAUAUAUAGUUUAUAUAUAGUGGACAAGACAAUCAUAUUUUUCAUUUGUUUUACCAAUUUUUCUAUAUAAAACAAAUGAAAAGUAUCAGUGUUUUAUCCACUAUACAUAAACUUUAUAUAAUUUUUUACUUGGGAUUAAUACUAGAAAAAGCUCUAGAUUAAGAAAAACGAAUUACUUACAAAUAUGUACAUUUGUUUUGUAAAUCAGUGAUUACGAAUUUCUGAUAUUCCUGAAAUAACUUAAGUCAUGCAGGAAUAAAUUAGCUUUCGUCAUAAGUUGUAAAGCUCUAAGCUGAAUAAAACAAAGAAUUUCUAUUAA
This is a messenger RNA of Belonocnema kinseyi, 1461 nucleotides long. RefSeq names its product PITH domain-containing protein GA19395. The record is from RefSeq and is a predicted model, not a curated record. The transcript has 5 exons. Lineage: Eukaryota; Metazoa; Arthropoda; Insecta; Hymenoptera; Cynipidae. The coding region runs from base 438 to 1043 and encodes 201 amino acids. Gene Ontology annotation, cellular component: nucleus.